UUCCUAAGUUUUUUCUCCUUUUUGCCAAGCCCUUCGCCAUUAUCCACUUCCUUCCCCGUCCGUUGCCUUCCUGGAAGCCACGACAAUGGAGUCUGCGUCGCUCACACCAUUCACCAAUCCAUUCCAGUGCGCCUCCCUGUCUCCAAGAUGCUGGUGUCCAUCGGAAUCGAAGAAGGUACGGUCGGCAUCUCGCAGACGGGCUUCUUCUCUGAAGGCAACUUGUGGGCUUUCUAGGAGGAGGGCAGUUUCAGAGAUGGUGGUUCUUGGUGCGGUGGCUUCAUGCAUUGAUCCUCUUGCUGCUCUCUCCAUGCCAGUGCAAGCAGCAAUGAUGGAGCCUGAUGUUAUCAGGUACCGGAAGCUGGACACUGGAGUGAAACUUGAAGAUGUUGUCGAGGGGGAGGGACCGGAAGCACGGGAAGGCGAUCUGGUGCAGUUCAACUACGUCUGCCGCCGCGCAAAUGGUUAUUUCGUGCAUAGCACAGUAGACCAGUUCAGUGGCGAGAGUAAGCCGGUGACGCUUCCACUCGGCGGAAAAGAGAUGAUUCGAGGCCUGAAAGAUGUCCUAAUCGGGAUGAAGGUCGGAGGCAAGAGGAGGGCUCUAAUUCCUCCCGAGGUAGGCUACAUCGAUGAGACCUUGAAGCCAGUACCGGAAGAGGUGCAGUAUAGCCCUGACGAACUCCGGUUCCUGCCUUUUCUUCUGCCUUCUCUUCUUUGGAAGCAAAAGUAGUAGCACACUGCUGCAUUUUGUUUGGACCACGGCGGAGUCUGCUGUCACAUGCCAAGGAGCCACUGGUGUUUGAGGUUCAGCUUCUGAAGGUCUUGUGAUUCUGCAUGAUAUUAUCAUCCUUGGUCAAUGCAGCCAGUGCUCCAAGAGAGCCUGGAAUCACAGGAGUUCAUUCCGAACUAAAUCUCCUGCCUCUGAAGACGCAGUAAGCAAGUUGAAAUUUUGAAUCGAUGAAAGAGACAAAGAGCAGCCCUCCUGCAGUCUUCCUUCUGUUGAACACACCAUUAAACUUCAGACUCUGAAUUCUGCAAUGAAUUGGAAAAGUGGAUGAUUUUUCAGAAGUUCACAAGAGCAUUUUCUUUAG
Messenger RNA from Phragmites australis (common reed), 1088 nucleotides. Its product is annotated as peptidyl-prolyl cis-trans isomerase FKBP16-1, chloroplastic. The record is from RefSeq and is a predicted model, not a curated record. The transcript is spliced from 8 exons. Gene Ontology annotation, molecular function: peptidyl-prolyl cis-trans isomerase activity. Bases 86 to 727 code for a protein of 213 amino acids. NCBI's taxonomy places the organism in Eukaryota, Viridiplantae, Streptophyta, Magnoliopsida, Poales, Poaceae.